CAGAAAGCCAUUGAUUUGGUGACGAAGGCUACAGAAGAAGAUAAAAACAAGAACUAUGAAGAAGCUUUGAGACUUUACGAACAUUCUGUGGAAUAUUUUCUUCAUGCUAUUAAAUAUGAAGCACAAAGUGAUAAGGCUAAGGAAAGUAUCCGAGCUAAAUGUGUCCAGUAUCUAGAUAGAGCUGAAAAAUUAAAAGGUUUUCUGAAG
Lottia gigantea (owl limpet) is the source of this 207-nucleotide messenger RNA. RefSeq lists its product as hypothetical. The annotation marks the transcript as partial. The record is from RefSeq and is a predicted model, not a curated record. The transcript has 2 exons. NCBI's taxonomy places the organism in Eukaryota, Metazoa, Mollusca, Gastropoda, Lottiidae.